Messenger RNA from Homo sapiens (human), 4347 nucleotides. It is a transcript of the gene ATXN2, whose product is annotated as ataxin 2. Gene Ontology annotation, molecular function: RNA binding. The transcript has 25 exons. Bases 282 to 3749 code for a protein of 1155 amino acids. NCBI's taxonomy places the organism in Eukaryota, Metazoa, Chordata, Mammalia, Primates, Hominidae. Gene Ontology annotation, cellular component: cytoplasm. The record is from RefSeq and is marked reviewed.
AGAGCUCGCCUCCCUCCGCCUCAGACUGUUUUGGUAGCAACGGCAACGGCGGCGGCGCGUUUCGGCCCGGCUCCCGGCGGCUCCUUGGUCUCGGCGGGCCUCCCCGCCCCUUCGUCGUCCUCCUUCUCCCCCUCGCCAGCCCGGGCGCCCCUCCGGCCGCGCCAACCCGCGCCUCCCCGCUCGGCGCCCGCGCGUCCCCGCCGCGUUCCGGCGUCUCCUUGGCGCGCCCGGCUCCCGGCUGUCCCCGCCCGGCGUGCGAGCCGGUGUAUGGGCCCCUCACCAUGUCGCUGAAGCCCCAGCAGCAGCAGCAGCAGCAGCAGCAGCAGCAGCAGCAGCAACAGCAGCAGCAGCAGCAGCAGCAGCAGCCGCCGCCCGCGGCUGCCAAUGUCCGCAAGCCCGGCGGCAGCGGCCUUCUAGCGUCGCCCGCCGCCGCGCCUUCGCCGUCCUCGUCCUCGGUCUCCUCGUCCUCGGCCACGGCUCCCUCCUCGGUGGUCGCGGCGACCUCCGGCGGCGGGAGGCCCGGCCUGGGCAGAGGUCGAAACAGUAACAAAGGACUGCCUCAGUCUACGAUUUCUUUUGAUGGAAUCUAUGCAAAUAUGAGGAUGGUUCAUAUACUUACAUCAGUUGUUGGCUCCAAAUGUGAAGUACAAGUGAAAAAUGGAGGUAUAUAUGAAGGAGUUUUUAAAACUUACAGUCCGAAGUGUGAUUUGGUACUUGAUGCCGCACAUGAGAAAAGUACAGAAUCCAGUUCGGGGCCGAAACGUGAAGAAAUAAUGGAGAGUAUUUUGUUCAAAUGUUCAGACUUUGUUGUGGUACAGUUUAAAGAUAUGGACUCCAGUUAUGCAAAAAGAGAUGCUUUUACUGACUCUGCUAUCAGUGCUAAAGUGAAUGGCGAACACAAAGAGAAGGACCUGGAGCCCUGGGAUGCAGGUGAACUCACAGCCAAUGAGGAACUUGAGGCUUUGGAAAAUGACGUAUCUAAUGGAUGGGAUCCCAAUGAUAUGUUUCGAUAUAAUGAAGAAAAUUAUGGUGUAGUGUCUACGUAUGAUAGCAGUUUAUCUUCGUAUACAGUGCCCUUAGAAAGAGAUAACUCAGAAGAAUUUUUAAAACGGGAAGCAAGGGCAAACCAGUUAGCAGAAGAAAUUGAGUCAAGUGCCCAGUACAAAGCUCGAGUGGCCCUGGAAAAUGAUGAUAGGAGUGAGGAAGAAAAAUACACAGCAGUUCAGAGAAAUUCCAGUGAACGUGAGGGGCACAGCAUAAACACUAGGGAAAAUAAAUAUAUUCCUCCUGGACAAAGAAAUAGAGAAGUCAUAUCCUGGGGAAGUGGGAGACAGAAUUCACCGCGUAUGGGCCAGCCUGGAUCGGGCUCCAUGCCAUCAAGAUCCACUUCUCACACUUCAGAUUUCAACCCGAAUUCUGGUUCAGACCAAAGAGUAGUUAAUGGAGGUGUUCCCUGGCCAUCGCCUUGCCCAUCUCCUUCCUCUCGCCCACCUUCUCGCUACCAGUCAGGUCCCAACUCUCUUCCACCUCGGGCAGCCACCCCUACACGGCCGCCCUCCAGGCCCCCCUCGCGGCCAUCCAGACCCCCGUCUCACCCCUCUGCUCAUGGUUCUCCAGCUCCUGUCUCUACUAUGCCUAAACGCAUGUCUUCAGAAGGGCCUCCAAGGAUGUCCCCAAAGGCCCAGCGACAUCCUCGAAAUCACAGAGUUUCUGCUGGGAGGGGUUCCAUAUCCAGUGGCCUAGAAUUUGUAUCCCACAACCCACCCAGUGAAGCAGCUACUCCUCCAGUAGCAAGGACCAGUCCCUCGGGGGGAACGUGGUCAUCAGUGGUCAGUGGGGUUCCAAGAUUAUCCCCUAAAACUCAUAGACCCAGGUCUCCCAGACAGAACAGUAUUGGAAAUACCCCCAGUGGGCCAGUUCUUGCUUCUCCCCAAGCUGGUAUUAUUCCAACUGAAGCUGUUGCCAUGCCUAUUCCAGCUGCAUCUCCUACGCCUGCUAGUCCUGCAUCGAACAGAGCUGUUACCCCUUCUAGUGAGGCUAAAGAUUCCAGGCUUCAAGAUCAGAGGCAGAACUCUCCUGCAGGGAAUAAAGAAAAUAUUAAACCCAAUGAAACAUCACCUAGCUUCUCAAAAGCUGAAAACAAAGGUAUAUCACCAGUUGUUUCUGAACAUAGAAAACAGAUUGAUGAUUUAAAGAAAUUUAAGAAUGAUUUUAGGUUACAGCCAAGUUCUACUUCUGAAUCUAUGGAUCAACUACUAAACAAAAAUAGAGAGGGAGAAAAAUCAAGAGAUUUGAUCAAAGACAAAAUUGAACCAAGUGCUAAGGAUUCUUUCAUUGAAAAUAGCAGCAGCAACUGUACCAGUGGCAGCAGCAAGCCGAAUAGCCCCAGCAUUUCCCCUUCAAUACUUAGUAACACGGAGCACAAGAGGGGACCUGAGGUCACUUCCCAAGGGGUUCAGACUUCCAGCCCAGCAUGUAAACAAGAGAAAGACGAUAAGGAAGAGAAGAAAGACGCAGCUGAGCAAGUUAGGAAAUCAACAUUGAAUCCCAAUGCAAAGGAGUUCAACCCACGUUCCUUCUCUCAGCCAAAGCCUUCUACUACCCCAACUUCACCUCGGCCUCAAGCACAACCUAGCCCAUCUAUGGUGGGUCAUCAACAGCCAACUCCAGUUUAUACUCAGCCUGUUUGUUUUGCACCAAAUAUGAUGUAUCCAGUCCCAGUGAGCCCAGGCGUGCAACCUUUAUACCCAAUACCUAUGACGCCCAUGCCAGUGAAUCAAGCCAAGACAUAUAGAGCAGGUAAAGUACCAAAUAUGCCCCAACAGCGGCAAGACCAGCAUCAUCAGAGUGCCAUGAUGCACCCAGCGUCAGCAGCGGGCCCACCGAUUGCAGCCACCCCACCAGCUUACUCCACGCAAUAUGUUGCCUACAGUCCUCAGCAGUUCCCAAAUCAGCCCCUUGUUCAGCAUGUGCCACAUUAUCAGUCUCAGCAUCCUCAUGUCUAUAGUCCUGUAAUACAGGGUAAUGCUAGAAUGAUGGCACCACCAACACACGCCCAGCCUGGUUUAGUAUCUUCUUCAGCAACUCAGUACGGGGCUCAUGAGCAGACGCAUGCGAUGUAUGCAUGUCCCAAAUUACCAUACAACAAGGAGACAAGCCCUUCUUUCUACUUUGCCAUUUCCACGGGCUCCCUUGCUCAGCAGUAUGCGCACCCUAACGCUACCCUGCACCCACAUACUCCACACCCUCAGCCUUCAGCUACCCCCACUGGACAGCAGCAAAGCCAACAUGGUGGAAGUCAUCCUGCACCCAGUCCUGUUCAGCACCAUCAGCACCAGGCCGCCCAGGCUCUCCAUCUGGCCAGUCCACAGCAGCAGUCAGCCAUUUACCACGCGGGGCUUGCGCCAACUCCACCCUCCAUGACACCUGCCUCCAACACGCAGUCGCCACAGAAUAGUUUCCCAGCAGCACAACAGACUGUCUUUACGAUCCAUCCUUCUCACGUUCAGCCGGCGUAUACCAACCCACCCCACAUGGCCCACGUACCUCAGGCUCAUGUACAGUCAGGAAUGGUUCCUUCUCAUCCAACUGCCCAUGCGCCAAUGAUGCUAAUGACGACACAGCCACCCGGCGGUCCCCAGGCCGCCCUCGCUCAAAGUGCACUACAGCCCAUUCCAGUCUCGACAACAGCGCAUUUCCCCUAUAUGACGCACCCUUCAGUACAAGCCCACCACCAACAGCAGUUGUAAGGCUGCCCUGGAGGAACCGAAAGGCCAAAUUCCCUCCUCCCUUCUACUGCUUCUACCAACUGGAAGCACAGAAAACUAGAAUUUCAUUUAUUUUGUUUUUAAAAUAUAUAUGUUGAUUUCUUGUAACAUCCAAUAGGAAUGCUAACAGUUCACUUGCAGUGGAAGAUACUUGGACCGAGUAGAGGCAUUUAGGAACUUGGGGGCUAUUCCAUAAUUCCAUAUGCUGUUUCAGAGUCCCGCAGGUACCCCAGCUCUGCUUGCCGAAACUGGAAGUUAUUUAUUUUUUAAUAACCCUUGAAAGUCAUGAACACAUCAGCUAGCAAAAGAAGUAACAAGAGUGAUUCUUGCUGCUAUUACUGCUAAAAAAAAAAAAAAAAAAAAAUCAAGACUUGGAACGCCCUUUUACUAAACUUGACAAAGUUUCAGUAAAUUCUUACCGUCAAACUGACGGAUUAUUAUUUAUAAAUCAAGUUUGAUGAGGUGAUCACUGUCUACAGUGGUUCAACUUUUAAGUUAAGGGAAAAACUUUUACUUUGUAGAUAAUAUAAAAUAAAAACUUAAAAAAAAUUUAAAAAAUAAAAAAAGUUUUAAAAACUGA